Coregonus clupeaformis (lake whitefish) is the source of this 2411-nucleotide messenger RNA. Its product is annotated as beta-chimaerin-like. The transcript has 13 exons. Gene Ontology annotation, molecular function: GTPase activator activity. Lineage: Eukaryota; Metazoa; Chordata; Actinopteri; Salmoniformes; Salmonidae. Gene Ontology annotation, biological process: signal transduction; positive regulation of GTPase activity; regulation of small GTPase mediated signal transduction. The coding region runs from base 546 to 1952 and encodes 468 amino acids. The record is from RefSeq and is a predicted model, not a curated record.
UAUUUCAGUUUACUGAAUACUUCCACUUUAAGAAGGCGGCUCCGUCCCAGUGUAGUGUGUUUAUUCGAUCCCAGAAGUGGCACCACCACAUGGAAACGAUAGUGUAUUUUUUAUUCAACAUGGCGAAAGCAUAUGCCGCCCUUCCAGUGGAUACAUUUGACAAACUUUAAUGGUGUGUAUAGUUGUGCAUUUAGACAAGAUGAUCGAAAGUUGAUCUUGUUCCUGUGAUCCUGUCGCUUGACUAUUUUUUACACUACUGCCAGUGAGUGGAGCUACAGUAAAUGCGGCAACAGACGGCGCGCAGGGAACCACCAGGGAAAGGAACGGAGAGAAGUGAAAGCGCGCUGGAACGUUACACCUACAAGAACAGGAAUUCAGAAGGAACGAAAACGGACGUGAAAUAAACAGUGUCAGUUCGUGCCAAAGCAGCGAGUGAGAGGAGGCUACGCUACGUGACAUAGUGAAAUGGACGGACUACCGGGGACGGGCUGUGAGCGCACCUCGACCGACCGCGAGUGACCAGACCGAGCCUGAAGCGGAUUGGGAUGGCAGUAUCCAGCAACUCAAGCCUGUCGGGUUCAUCAGUGUCUUCUGACCCUGAGGAUUACCAACCGCCCAUAUGGAAGUCUUACUUGUACCAGCUCCAGCAGGAAGCUCCUCGGCCCAAGAGGAUCACCUGCCCUCAGGAGAUGGAGAGCAGACCCAGAUAUUACGGCAGAGAGUUCCAUGGCAUGCUAUCGAGAGAGUAUGCAGAUGAGCUACUGGGAGGAGCAGAGGGGGCUUACCUCGUCAGAGAGAGCCAGAGACAGCCAGGGACCAACACCUUGGCCUUAAGGUUUGGGCACCAGACCCUGAACUACCGACUGUUCUAUGACGGGAAGCACUUUGUGGGGGAGAAGCGCUUCGAGACGGUCCACGACCUGGUGACGGAUGGCCUCAUCACCCUGUACAUCGAGACCAAGGCUGCAGAGUACAUUGCCAAGAUGACCACCAACCCCAUCUAUGAACACCUGGGCUACACCUCCCUGCUGAAGGACAAGAUGGGGCACCGGCUGAGCCGAAGAUGCACUGAACCCCGUAGGGUCACCUUCCAGAGAGAGGACAGUAAGAUCACCACGUCUCCUCUGGUACGGCACAGCACCCUGAAAGACUGCCCCUCCGAGAAGCAGAGCUCCUACGACAAGGUCCACAACUUCAAGGUUCAUACGUUCCGAGGGCCUCACUGGUGCGAGUAUUGUGCCAACUUCAUGUGGGGUCUCAUAGCCCAAGGGGUCCGUUGCUCAGACUGUGGGCUGAAUGUACACAAGCAGUGCUCCAAGCUGGUGCCCAGCGACUGCCAGCCAGACCUGCGCAGGAUUAAGAAGGUGUUCAGCUGUGACCUCACUACCCUGGUCAAGGCCCACAACACCACACGGCCCAUGGUGGUGGACAUGUGUAUCAAGGAGAUAGAACUACGAGGUCUGCAGUCUGAGGGCCUCUACAGAGUGUCUGGCUUCUCAGAACACAUUGAGGAUGUGAGGCUCUCCUUUGACCGAGAUGGCGAGAAGGCAGACAUCAGUGCCAAUGUGUACAAUGACAUCAACAUCAUCGCUGGAGCUCUGAAGCUCUAUCUGAGAGACCUGCCCAUUCCAGUCAUCACAUUCCACGUGUACUCCAGAUUCAUACAAGCUGCAAAAAUUCCCAACCCAGACACCAGACUGGAGGCCAUCCAUGAGGGGCUGCUGCAGCUCCCGCCAGCCCACUACGAGACCCUACGCUACCUGAUGAUGCAUCUCAAGAAGGUCACCAUGUUUGAAAAAUACAAUUUCAUGAAUUCUGAGAACCUGGGGAUUGUGUUUGGUCCGACGUUAAUGCAGCCACCUGAACAGAACGCCCUGGCCACUCUGAACGACAUGAGGCAUCAGAAACUCAUCAUACAGCUCCUGAUAGAACAUGAAGACGUCUUGUUUUGAAGGACUGGAGCCCUGUCUGUUGCUGGGAAGGAAUAUGACUUUUUAUUUAUUCCAUACCAGAGGAAUCUCAAGCCAUCAUAUGUCUGUCAUCAUAUGAAGUGUAAAAAUUCCAAAAUGUUUCUUCUCUCCCAUAAGCAUGACUGUUUCAGUUGAAGUUGAGUCUGUGGUACGUCAGUUAGACAUCAUGUCUUGUUACAUUAAGGUCAAAGGCCAUAUUCUCCUUAAGAGGAACAAGGUAUUGGAUACAUCCCAAAUGGCACCCUAUUUAUUACUUUUGAACAGGUCCCAUAGGGCUCUGGUUAAAAGUAGUGUGCACUAUAUAGUGAAUAGGGUGGCAUUUUGGACGAAGCCAUUGAUUCCAGCAUUUUCACACACCUUUCAUGGCGUCAGGUAGCCUAGCAGUUAGUGUUGGGCCAGGAACCGAAAGGUCGCUGGUUUGAAUACCCGAGCCGACAAGGU